Fusarium poae is the source of this 669-nucleotide messenger RNA. RefSeq lists its product as uncharacterized. The transcript has 2 exons. The record is from RefSeq and is a predicted model, not a curated record. The coding region runs from base 1 to 669 and encodes 222 amino acids. Lineage: Eukaryota; Fungi; Ascomycota; Sordariomycetes; Hypocreales; Nectriaceae.
AUGGACGCAACUACGUUUCGAAUCAACGCUACAAGAACCGAAUCAGAUGGUAUUAUAGGACCAGACGGUAUUGCACGAUCGUUUGGAGGUAUAGCAAGAAUUGCAGUCUACAAGUCAGGUUACGGAGAUACAGAUUUUAACGCUACUGGUAUAAAUAUCACGGAGUGUACCAUUGGCUUCACUGCCUACGAAUACAAGGGCGCCCGAGCAAACGGAAGCACCUUUUCUUUCGGAGACGUCAACGAGAUCGAUAUCCAAGGCGUUGAUUGGGCAUUGAAAUCAAAUGGUCCUGCUCAUACAACUUUCAUGAGUAACAAGUCCACAAUAUUGAAUCUGCCUUCAUUCAACAUAUCCAACAACGAUUUCCAGGCCCUGCAAGAGUUCUUCGAAACUACCACAUUUCAAUCUGAAUUUGUGAGUGGAAACUAUAGAAACAAACGUCCCGGCCUUAGUGCUGCCCUUGGUGGCGGCAUAGAUGUUGAGAGUGCUUUUGACAAUAUGGCACGGAUGGCUACUGCGAGAAAGCACGAGGUGCCACUUUGGAAAUCUUCGGCUCUUGUACUGUUGAGCAUUCAAUACGAUAAGAACGCGGGGACAAUUCAUGGGGAGUUUCAAGGUGUGAAAGAGUUGGAGAAGAUGGCAAAGUCGUCAAAGGCACGGCUGGAGUAG